Molecule: messenger RNA, 1136 nt
Organism: Fragaria vesca subsp. vesca
Lineage: Eukaryota; Viridiplantae; Streptophyta; Magnoliopsida; Rosales; Rosaceae
Product: cytochrome c oxidase assembly protein COX11, mitochondrial-like
Exons: 3
Coding region: 92-892 (266 amino acids)
Cellular component (GO): mitochondrial inner membrane
Molecular function (GO): copper ion binding
Source: RefSeq, a predicted model, not a curated record
GGUACUCUCUGCUGCCCCAGAUUCGAAGCUCUCAUCUUCACCAGGUAUGCUGCUGGUAUUGUAUGUGAAGUAACAUCUGCUCUCUUCAAACAUGUCAUUAUCACGGGUUUGUAGAAGAGCCGUUCCCUUGUUCAAGAGCGCACUGCAUUUACCUCUUGAGUCCAGAUGCGUACCCAGUUAUAAUUUAAAUGGCGGUAAUACUUUAUGUCAGAGGCAUUUUGGCCAUUAUAGUAUGUGGCGUCCCAAGUUAGGCUCAUUUGAUAAGUGUAGUCAGCAUCAGCCCUUUGCUGCUCAAUCUCUUUUGAGAAUCCAGCGACUCUAUUCUACUCAGGCUGCCACACAAGAGAAAUCACGCAAGACGCUAGUGUACCUUACGGGUUUGGUUUUUGCAAUGGUUGCAGCCAGUUACGCCGCAGUUCCUCUGUACAGAAGAUUUUGCCAAGCUACUGGGUAUGGUGGCACAAUCCAACGCCGUGAGAGUGUUGAACAGAAGAUUGCUCGACAUGCUAAGGAUGGCACAGUCACCAAAAGAGAGAUUGUGGUGCAAUUCAAUGCUGAUGUGGCUGAUGGAAUGCAAUGGAAGUUUACUCCUACACAAAGAGAGGUAAGGGUCAAACCUGGUGAAAGUGCACUUGCUUUUUAUACGGCUGAGAAUCGUAGUUCAACUCCAAUAGUUGGUGUCUCUACAUAUAAUGUUACCCCAAUGAAGGCUGCAGUAUACUUCAAUAAAAUACAGUGCUUUUGCUUUGAGGAGCAACGCCUCCUUCCUGGGGAGCAGAUUGAUAUGCCUGUCUUCUUUUAUAUCGACCCUGAGUUUGAAACAGAUCCAAGAAUGGAUGGUAUCAAUAACAUAAUUUUAUCCUAUACCUUUUUCAAGGUUUCAGAGGAAUGAAGCUUCUCAACUUCUAUACUAUUGUGAAAAUAAUUCUCAGAAGAUUGUUGUUAGUGACUGAACAUAUAGCGACAAGCAAGAAAGAGGGCAGUAGAGAUACAUUAUACAUCAUUGUCUUUGUGGAUGUCCUUAUUCUCCUGUAUCAUGGCAUUUGUAGUAGACAGAUCCGGAGUAUCCUCUUGCAUAGCUUUGAGUAGAAUAACAAUCAGUUUUUAACACACCAGCUGGUAUCCCAUGCGUAUUG